AUUGUUUGUAAUGUGUUGUUCACUGUUGAAGGCCUUUCGUGAGGGAGUACCCGGCAUCAUUUGAUUCGUUUACAUGAGCUUCUUUGGUCUGUUUGUUGUUUGUCCGUCCCGGUUCCCAGAAGGCGUGUGCUGGUGCAUGACAUGUAUGAAACCUCGUGAUUACACCAAAAACCAUUACAACCUCGGCUAGAAUGGUGCUGUCGCGCAGUGACACCGUUCCUCAAGAUGCAAUCUUGGAGUCAUCAUUGGGGGGAUCCUUAGAGUCAUCUUUAGAGGCAUCACCCGAAGAGGAACCCUACAGCAUCUACACCAAGCACGAAAAAUGGUUCAUCGUCACCAUGGUGGCAAUAGCCGGCCUGUACAGCCCGUUGCCAGCAAACAUUUACUUCCCAGCAAUCCCAACCUUGGCUGUUGAGUUUGGGGAAUCAAUAGAGGCGCUCAACCAGUCUGUUACGACGUAUCUUAUUUUUCAGGGUGUUUCACCGAUGCUUUGGGGUCCCUUGUCCGAUCGAUAUGGUCGCAGGCCGGUGUUUCUCAUAUGCCUUACCAUCUUGAUAGGAUCUUGCAUUGGUUUAGCUUUGUGUCCUACAAGUGCGUAUUGGCUGCUGCUGGUACUGAGGUGCCUUCAGGCUGGAGGAUGUGCAAGCACUAUUGCAUUGGGGAUGGGCGUAUGCGGUGAUAUUACUGUUCCCGAGGAGCGGGGAGGAUUCGUCGGCUUCUUCAACCUUGGCCCCAUGCUCGCUCCAUGCAUUGGACCCGCCAUUGGAGGUGUUCUCUCUGAGAAGCUCGGAUGGAGGUCAAUCUUUUGGUUUCUCGUCAUCAUGGCAGUUGUCUGCUUCCUCCUCAUCUGGUUGUUCCUACCAGAGACACUCCGAGCCAUCGCUGGAAAUGGUGCGGUUCCAAUGGCCGGUAUUCAUCGAGCCUUGGUGCCGCUCGUUGGGCCAAAAGGAAAACGGCCUGCUGAUAUGAUCCAAGGCCCACGCCAAAAAGGUCCCAUUAAUCCGUUUCCGAUUUUUGCGUUGCCAGAUAUUGUAAUCACCUUGAUAUUUACGGGAGUUGUUUACGCGGUGAAUUACACUGUGACGUCGACCAUCUCAUCUGCCUUUGCAGAUGUCUACCCUUGGUUGUCGGAGACAGUUCUGGGCCUGUCAUACUUGCCAACAGGUCUGGGUAUGAUCCUAGGGAGUACAUUCGUUGGAAAGCUCCUCGACUGGGACUACGCUCGAAUCAAGAAACAGAUGACUGAAAAUGGAAGUCUAUCUGACUUUCCAAAGGAGCGUGCACGCCUAAGGACCAUGCCGACACACUUGGUCGUCUUUGUGAUGGCGCUGGUAGGUUGGGGCUGGGCCGUGGAGACAAAAACACAUAUGGCAGCGCCUCUGGUUCUCCAGGUAAUCUUGGGGUGGACUUCUAUCUCCAUCCUUAACACAACAAUGACACUCAACGUGGAUAUCCUGCAAAAGCGCAGUUCAGCCGCUACGGCUUGUACGAACCUCGUUCGAUGCCUCCUUGCUGCUGUUUUGGUUUCGGUCAUUGAACGAAUGACUAGUCGUCUAGGAUACGGGUGGACUUAUGUACUACUUGGUGCCAUUUGCCUUUUGAUGUUGCCAUUGUUCUAUGUGGUGAUGAAUUACGGACCUCGAUGGAGAAGGAAGCGUGAAGAGAAGGAGGAAUUUUAAAACUGAGGAUGGCGCAUCUUCAAUAUCCAUUGGUUUCAUCAUGCGAAACGUUGCCCUUAUAUCAUUUCAACUAAGCUGUCCGUCAGUGCAAGCCCAAAUUCCUGGCCCAAGAGUGGCCGCAAAAUAAAAGACCUCAACUACGCUGGGCCCAAUAGGACAUUAAUU
Molecule: messenger RNA, 1844 nt
Organism: Ilyonectria robusta
Lineage: Eukaryota; Fungi; Ascomycota; Sordariomycetes; Hypocreales; Nectriaceae
Product: major facilitator superfamily domain-containing protein
Exons: 7
Coding region: 192-1679 (495 amino acids)
Biological process (GO): transmembrane transport
Molecular function (GO): transmembrane transporter activity
Source: RefSeq, a predicted model, not a curated record